Mustela erminea (ermine) is the source of this 8681-nucleotide messenger RNA. RefSeq names its product zinc finger FYVE-type containing 28 (gene ZFYVE28). The coding region runs from base 965 to 3436 and encodes 823 amino acids. Gene Ontology annotation, molecular function: metal ion binding. The record is from RefSeq and is a predicted model, not a curated record. NCBI's taxonomy places the organism in Eukaryota, Metazoa, Chordata, Mammalia, Carnivora, Mustelidae. The transcript has 17 exons. Gene Ontology annotation, biological process: negative regulation of epidermal growth factor-activated receptor activity. Gene Ontology annotation, cellular component: early endosome membrane.
GGCGCGUCGGCGCAUGUGCGGCGAGCGGCGCGGUGGCCCGCGAGGCGCGGGUUGUCAGUGAGCCGCGAGGAGCCGGCGCCGCGGGGCCAGCGUCUGUCCGCCCGCCGGUUCGCCUGCUGCGGGGCUGCGAGUCCGCCCUGCGCGCCGCUAACGGAGCAUCUCCGACCGCGCACCUGCCCCGCGCACCUGUCCGCCACCCUCCGCCAGGCCCCGCGCUGGGCUCCGCUCGCGCCAGCCGCCCAGGCACCGCGCGGGCCCCGGCCCGGCCCUGCCCCCGCGUCCGCCCCGCGCUGCAGCCGGGCGGGGCGCAGCGCUGCGGAGGCGAGGGCCGCGGGGCCGGGUCCGCGCGGCGCGGCGAUGAUGAACAGGUUCCGAAAGUGGCUGUACAAACCCAAGCUUCCACUCCGUUGCUUUCCUGAUAGUGAUGUCGCCUGAUGACUCCUCCCUGAGUGUCUGCUGUGCCCCAGUGGUCACCUGACCUCCAAAGCCAGAUGUUUCCUCCGUGAGCUUAGUUUUGUCUCCUUGCAACUGCGAAGACCUUCACCGCCCUGAACUGAUUUUGAGAGAACAUUGACACAGUGCGCCAAAAAGGACAUUCCCACCAAGUUCUAGAAUUACUCUCUUACCAUUCUUAUUCCAAAAUAGGAACGCCACUUAUAAAAAUACCUUCGUGGGAUCCAUCACUUUUACUGUGGGUUUCUCCUAAUCCUGGAAACUCAGAUCAAAGGGAAGAGGCCAUGCCUGCCUGAGGCCAGAGGGAGCAAGAGCAGGCUGACCUGUGAGGGAGCAGCUGAGGUCGGACCCGCAGCUGCUCGCCCAGUUCUACUAUGCGGACGAGGAGCUGAACCAGGUGGCCGCUGAGCUGGACAGUCUGGACGGGCGGAAGGACCCCCAGCGGUGCACACUGCUUGUCAGCCAGUUCCGCUCCUGCCAGGACAACGUGUUAAACAUCAUUAACCAGAUCAUGGACGUGUGCAUUCCCCAGGACCGGGCCCCGCGGGAUUUCUGUGUCAAGUUCCCUGAGGAAAUCCGGCACGACAACCUGGCAGGCCAGCUGUGGUUUGGUGCUGAGUGCCUGGCCGCUGGCUCCAUCAUCAUGAACCGUGAGCUGGAGAGCAUGGCCAUGCGCCCGCUGGCCAAGGAGCUGACCCGCAGCCUGGAGGACGUGCGGGGCGCUCUCCGAGACCAGGCGCUGCGCGACCUCCACACCUACACGGAGAAGAUGCGGGAGGCGCUGAGACACUUCGAUGUCCUGUUUGCUGAGUUCGAGCUGAGCUACGUCUCAGCCAUGGUGCCUGUGAAGUCCCCCAGGGAGUACUACGUGCAGCAGGAGGUCAUCGUGCUGUUCUGUGAGACCGUGGAGAGGGCCCUGGACUUCGGGUACCUGACCCAAGACAUGAUUGACGACUACGAACCGGCCCUCAUGUUCACCAUCCCCAGGUUGGCCAUUGUGUGUGGCCUCGUGGUCUAUGCAGAUGGACCUCUGAACUUGGACCGCAAGGCAGAAGACAUGUCCGAGCUAUUCCGGCCCUUCCACACGCUGCUGCGAAAAAUAAGGGACUUGCUGCAGACCCUGACAGAGGACGAGCUUCACACGCUGGAAAGGAACCUCUGCAUUUCCCAGGACGUGGAAUUCCCCAUCCGGGCAGACACCCCGGUACCCCCCGCCCUGACACCCGCCUUUCCCUCACCCCUACCCACCGAGGAGCUACUCUCAGCCAAGGCCAAGACCCCGGAGGCAGAGCUGGCCUGUUCCAUGCAGUACGACAGCCAGGAGCUAGAGCAGCUCGACCGCAUGGUCCACAGGGCAGGGGAUGAGAUGUCAUCCCUCCUCUCCCCGCCCAGCGCCUGCCAGUCCCCCGCACACCGGCCAGGGGUGGAGGGUAGCCCCCGUGGGGAGGCAUCCCCAGGCAGCGCUCGGCUGCGGCCGGGCAGCGACGAGGAAGAAGGAAGGGUAUUUUUCAUGGAUGACGUGGAGGGGGCUGCCGAGGCCCCAGGAGGCCCAUCUGGGUGGGCAGGCAGAGCCCGCGCUGAUCCCCAGGAGAGAGGGCCAGGUGGAGGGCACAGAGAGGCCAGAGGUAGCGGUCCCUCCGAGGCAGAGGAGGGGGACAUGAGCAAUAACAACGACGUCCCUCAUGACAAGAUGUGGGCGCUGGAUCCUAACUCCUGCAGCUGCCUGGAUGCGCAGCCGCACCUGGAUGGCUGGGAGGGGGGUGGGGACGCUGCGCAGACAGCAGAGAUGAUUGCCCACCGGACCGGGGGCAUGAAGCUCUCAGCUACUGUUAUCUUCAAUCCCAAGUCAACCCCUGCAGGGGGCUCUGCCGUCACCACCCCGGAAGCCUCUGAAGACGGCAUCUCCCUGCCGGGGCCUGUGGCCCAGGAGACACACAGUGGCUCCCACAAACUCAGUACUGCGGCCACCAGCUGCCUCCUUAACUCCUGCGUGUGUUGCGGGGCCUGCGGUGGCGGCAGGGAGGACAGCGCCGCCCAGAGUCUACAUGACAAGUGUGGCCCCAGAAGCGUCAUUAGCGCCUCUUACGUGGGCUCUGCCAAGGCCAGCGCCAAGGGCUCUACUGAGAGAUGGGAGGAGGCCCGGCCUGUGCCGGAGGCAUUGCCCUCAGAGGAUGCCUCUACUUCCAAGUGCCUGACACACACCUCGGGGCCUCUGCUGGACACAGUGGACAGGUCACCUGGAGCGGCCAAUGGUGCCAGUCCAAAAAGGGAGCCUCAGGCUGGACCGCCAGACUCAGGGCAGCCGUCGAAGGCCAGGGUGGAAAGUCAGCAGGGAGAGGUGGCCGAGGAGGAGCCUCAGCGCCUGUCGGACUCCAGGAUUGGGUAUCAGAGCAAAGCUGAGAUCCUGGGUGGCUCCACGGACCAGGCCGGGUUGGAGGCCGCCUCCUCGACCACAAGAGAGAAGAUCCGGUCCAGGUUCCAUGGCAGCCACGACCUCAUCCACCGCCUGUUUGUUUGCAUUUCAGGGGUGGCCGACCAGCUGCAGACGAACUAUGCCAGCGACCUGAGGAGUAUUCUCAAGACCCUUUUUGAGGUCAUGGCCACCAAGCCGGAAACAGAUGACAAGGAGAAGUUAAAGAAGGUCACCCAAAGCCUACGGAGUGCAGCCUUGGAGGACUGUGCCCUGUGCCAGGAGACCCUAUCAUCCUCUGAACUGGCCGCCAAGAGCAGAGAUGGGGACUUGGAAGAUCCACCGGAAUGGGUCCCCGACGAGGCGUGUGGCUUCUGCACAGCCUGCAAAGCGCCCUUCACUGUCAUCCGCCGGAAGCACCACUGUCGCAGCUGCGGGAAGAUCUUCUGCUCGCGCUGCUCCUCGCACUCAGCGCCGCUGCCACGCUAUGGGCAGGUGAAACCAGUGCGCGUGUGCACGCACUGCUACGUGUUCCACGUCACGCCCUUCUACAGCGACAGGGCGGCCAUCUGACUCGCCCCACAACUCGCAGCUGCCAGGGCCCUGCGACUCCCGAGUAGCCGCUGGCCGCACCGGGAUCGCUACGCACCUCUUCAAGCGCUGCCGCCACGGAGGUGCUGCUGGCCGCCCCGCGCCCCCGCCCCAUCCCCGCUGAUACCUGUGGGCCCCCAUUCUCCCCCCACACGGAGGGCCCACGUCAGGGGUCAGCAGGAGUUCCGGCAGUGGGGUGGCUGUCUGGGCGGGGGUGGGCACUCCGGUUCCCAGGCCCCGCCCCCAUCACUCCGAGAGGCUGCCACUGAGGCCCAGCCAUAGUAGAAGGCCCCUUCAGAGCUUGCCCUUGAUCAGGGAAAUGGGGUCACACCUGCGGCCAAAUCCUGGGCAGAUGGGGUGCACCUCUAGGAGAGGGGUCAGGUCUCAGCUCCCUGGGCACUUACCCUUCUUUCUCCCCACCUGGAGCCGGCAGCUGCCUCCUCACUCCCCAGUGCACCCGUCCCUGCUUCCCUUCCGAACCUUGGCCAAACAACAGACAUCUGGGUUAUUCUCAGAGGGGGAGGUACAGAUGCACAGCCAGCCCCUCUAGGCCCGCAGGCACCCACUGCCCUCGGGUGCCUGCCUGCUGAUGGGAUGGGGGGCAAACAGCCGCCUGCACAGCGCUGAGACCCAGGUCCCCAGGUUCUCAGGCCCCGGGCUCCCGGGGCAGAGGACAGCCGCCCACCCACUGCCACCACCCCCUUCCCUCUGUUCCCCCCACCCACCCCCGGAUCCCAGGCUGAGGCAGCCAGCCGCCCCGCACCAGACAGCUCAGGCUGAAACCUCAGGCUUCAUGUUGCAGUGACGGCUGCAGCUCUGUUUUUAGAGAGAUGGCACACGACUGCUUCUUUUAUAAGAAAAUCCAGCUACUGCGGCAUAGUGGGCGCACAUGCACAGAGACGGCUUCUUGGGUAUACAAUGGAGGGAAUAUUAUGUAUUGAGAUUAUUUUUAUUUUCUAAAUGCUGUAAUUCGAAGCCAUUUCCAUAAAUCUCUUUAAGGAUUGCAGACACUGGUUUCUGAUGUGAAUGCAGACUUCUUUUUCUGUCUGGGAGGCAAAGGUGUUCUUGCUAAUACACAUUCUCUCCUAGAAAGCUCGGGAUGUCUGCACUCUUGUGACGGAUGAAGGGCUCCCACCAGUCUUUAGGAAAGGGGUGGCCAGCCUGUCCCACUCCCCAAAAGCCCCAUCCCAUGCCCUGCCUAUUUGUCCAGCCCCUUGUCUCAUGUGUCCUCAGCUCUGACCGCUAGCCUGUAUGUUUGUGUCGGAGGGGGGCUUCUCCCCCCUGGUCCAGGGCUGGGCCACCUGUGCCUUCUGGAGUGCCCUGGGGAGAAUGCAGGCCGCCAGGCUGCACCCUGGGGUUGCCACGGCAAUGGUGUCUUCCUCUGCUUUUGGAGGCUAAUCCCUUGGGAACUGGGUGCCCAGUCCCUUGGAAUGGGGGAAUAGCUGGGAGGAACCCAGUGGCCACCAGAUCCACUUUCUUUCUGAGAGGUAAAAGAGUGUUUAGAAUUUGAAGUCUCCCUAGGAGCAGUCCUGAGUCUUUCAGGAGCAGAAUAGAAGGGGUAUCAGGCUGCCCACCUGGACAAAGUUCCUCCCACUCCUGUGGGUGGCUGUAGCUGAUGUUGCUGGCUGGACAGUGGUGCCUUCCGGAAGGUCAUGUGCUGGCAGGGGACGGGGAAGGCAGCCCGUGCUGCCACUGACCAGGAAGUCAGCCCCUUACAGGAGAAGCCUCUAUGGAGAGACCCUGUAGGGUCCCCAUUCCUCUCCUCAACAGGCACCCACAGUUGUCACCUUCCAGACUUAAGAUGUGACAGGCCCUCCUCAUCUGCCAGGUCAGGCUGGGAGGAGUGGAGACCCAGGAAAGAGGGUCUGCCUGCCCUUGGCACAGACAGGGCCGCUCUCCAAAGGGAGAGGCCUAGGCCCCAGGGACACAAGGGAGCUCUGCAUGUGGCCAGGAGCCAGGAGGCCCUGCAUGUCAGACUUGGCCUGCCUUUGUGCACCCCCACACCCGGCUGCCCUGCAGGGAGGUCUUGGACCACGGAAGCUGCCAGUGAGGGUAACUAGCUGUAGCGUUUGUUCAGGAAUGAAGACGGUACUGAAUCAUGAGACUUUCCAUGCUAAACCAGGGACGUAUGGUCACUCUACCCUUCUAGGGCUAGCCACACUCCAAGGGCAGAGCCAAGACAUGGUGGGCAGGGAUGAGUCCAACACAAGAGUUUUCCACUCAGGAAGGUUCUAGGAAUGGCCUGCUGCCUGCCACAAUAGGGGCUCAGGAUUGGGAAUCCCUGGGGGAAGGGACAGGGAGAGAGCCAAGAGCUCCAGGUUUGGAAUCAGCCUUGCAAGCUGGUCUUGGGCCUCGAGCACACUAGCCUUCCUUAGGCUCCCAUUCCCCUUUGUCACCAUUGCUGUGGUGUUCCCACUGCUGUUUUCUAAGCACUCUACUCCCCUCGACACUCCCCCUGACACUCCCCUGUGGGGCAGGAUCCCUCUGUCAGGUGGAGAAACUGAGGCUCAUAGAAGUUAGUAGGCGGUGGCCACAGCGGAAACAGAGUGCCCCAAGACAGCCCCACCCACUGUGCCUGAAGAGCCACUUCUAAAGGCCACUCUGGGGACAGGGGCACCACCAGUCUCAGAGCGCCCACCACACCCCUGUCUGGCAUCCAAAGGAAGGCUGGGGGGCUGCCAGGAAGCAGGCACACCUGGGUCUGUCUUGCCUGCCUCACCCCUCUCGGGCUCGCUCAGGCCCUGGGGAGAAGGCCUUGUAGGCUCCCCAACACCGCCACCGCUGGCUUCCUGGCAGCAGGCGGGGGCCCUCGGCCUGGCUGGGCCCCGCAGGUACUCAGGACCCGGAUGCAGCCUGCCGGUGACCGAGUCAGAGGAUGGACAAUCAGAACUGGGAGCACCCAGUGCUCUCUGUACCCACGGGACUUCAGGAAUCCCUAGAGCGGGGGAAGCCACCAUACUCAGCCUCGGGGCGGGUGGGUGGCCUGGGGGUGGGAAGAAAGGGGACACCCUGUCCACUCCUUCCUCCUCUUGCCAUAGGUUCAGCUUUGUCCAGAGCCCCCCCACCAACUCCCACACCCACACCCUGGCCUCUGGAGGGGCCCUGCUGCCCGCCCCCACUGGUGGCAUCUGUCCCCACAGACACGCCCAGAUACAGCCCACCUGUCUUCAGGCCUGGACCGCCUCUCCCAGACCACAGGUGGGCAGCCCCGGGCACCAGCUGUGUGGCCCUGGGGUGGGGUGGGAGCACCAAGAACAGGGCCAUUUAGAGUCCUGGAUGCUGAGGAAGGUGACGGGACAAUAUCUCCAGGAGGUCCCUGGCAGGAGUGGGAUGGGGCGCUCCCUUUCUCCUGGGGCUGACAGUGGGGCUAAAGAUGGGGCUCCCUCCAGGGUCCUCACUACAGACCAUGAUGGCCACCAGGGGGCGCCCAUCGCACAGCCUGCUCUUCCUGCAGGUCUAGCCUGGGGUGGGGCGGUGGGGUGGGCACUGUGGCCACUGGAAAGCUGCUUGCAGCGGCUAGGGGGCUGGGGGCCAGCAAGUACGACACACAGGACAAACCCCAUCUCAGAUCCGUCUGGGAGUGGGGAGGAGGCGUCCUGCUUGGAGCUGGACACCUCAAACCUCCAGGGCUGGGACUGGGGACUGAUAGUCCCUGCUCUUACGGUUCCCUGGACUCUGCAUUGGGAGCUGGGGGGAAGGUGAGCAGGACCCAAAGGGCCUGCCCCUGCUACUUCCCUGACCCAGAGUCCUGGAGGCGGUUAGCUCCUCAGAGGCCACUCCUCCAGGUGGCCCUCCCAGACAGCAGCAUCACACCCACCUCCCAGGCUCACACACAUCCUCAAAGCACAGCCUGGGGGCUCUUUGCAGUGGUCAGGGAAAAACUCUCAGGGCCUCUCCUGCAGAGAGGGGAGGGGCAGAGCCCAGCACCAAGCAGUUAAUCAAAGGGGACGUCACCCCGAAGACUUAAAAACACAAGCAUGGCUCUGUCUUCUGCUGCUGUGCUCAGGGCGCCCCAGGGCUAGAGUCUGCCCCAGAGCUGGGCCAAGAUGGGCACCCAGAUGCCCCAGACCUUCCCUGCCCUUGGGGCCUGCAGGUCCAGAGUAGGGACACGUGCACUGGUGAAGCUGGCUGGGCCUUGGGGGUGAGGGGGUAUCUGUGGAGAAUGGGGUGUCAGAAUGCCCCCGAGGGUGUGAGCAAUGGGGGUACUCCUGGCAAGGGCGGAGCACACACAGCAGCUCAACUGGGUCACUCCAGACACCAAAUUCCAGCUUUGUCCUGAGGGCACUGGGGAGUCAUGGGAGAGUUCUGAGCAGAGCAGGGCACAGUCAGAAUUGUGGUUGGGACACCUCACAGGGAGAUGGGUGGGUGGGACAGAGGCCAGGGUCCCAUCAGAGGUGAUAACACGCCUCCCAUCACACAGGGCCCUGCUGGGCUGUGUGGAUGGAGGUCUGGGAGGCCACAGUGUCCUCCAGAGGCAGCUUGGGCCACACUUGCCAGAGCCCAACCCUAUGAGUCUAGAAGCUGCUAGAAGACCUGGAGCCCAGGGGUGGGGGCUGGGGCUGGCUUUCCUGGGCUCAGACCCUCAGGGCCUCCAGCCUAAGACUAGAAGAUCUCCACCCUAAGACCAUGUGUAGCAGCCAGGUACAGUUUAGAAGGCCUGGAAGAUUUCCUGGAAGAGGUGGGGAACAAGCCAGAAAGGCCUAGGGCAGAGAACCCAAGAAUGUGGUACAGGGAGAGGGGUUUUUGGUGUGAGCCUCAAGGUUCCUACUGUUUGUGGGAGGGAGACCUGCCCAUCUAUUCCAGAUGUCUCCCUCAGACAACAGGGCUCACAGCCAUCAGGGGCCUGGGAGCAGCAGCAGGGCUAACCCCUGCCCCACCUGGGCCCGAAAACGGAUGAGGUCGCUGGCCCCGAGCCAUCAGUUUUCCACCCUCUGGCUCAACACCACAGCAAAUGCCUGGGUCUAUACCACAUCCCACCCUCAGACCUUUUUUUUUUUUCUCACUAUAAACUUUUAAAAAAUAUAUUGUUUUUGGAUAUCUUGGUUACAAAAAAAAAUUUCAUUUAAUUUACAAUUGUUUAAGUUAUCUAGGGUCAUCAAGCAUAGCGGGAAAACUUAUAAAGUGAACAAUCUAGUCCAAAGACUGUUCACAAAUACAAUAAACUAUUUUCUUAUUUUAAGUUUAAAAGUAACAUUGACAGGGGCGCCUGGGUGGCUCAGUGGGUUAA